AAAAAAUUAAAAAAAAAAAAAGAAAACAAGCUUUAGGGGCACCUGGGUGCAGUUGGUUAAGCGUCCAACUUCGGCUCAGGUUGAUCUUGCAGUUCGUGGGUUCGGGUCCUGUGUCGGGUUCUGUGCUGACAGCUCAGAGCCUGGACCCAGCUUCAGAUUCUCUCUGUCUGCCCAUACCCCACUUGCACUCUCUCCCUCUCUCUCUCAAAAAUAAACAUUAAAAAAAAGAAAGAAAAUAAAGUUUAAAAAGCUAAAUUAACUGAACCAUUAUUUAGAAUGGUUAAAAAAAUUCUAAUUUUAAACGUCUUGUUUAAAAAUUGUUUUUAAAAACUGCUCAGUAGUGGUGCCUGGGUGGAUCAGUCAGUUGAGCCUCUGACUUCAGCCCAGGUCAUGAUCUCGUGGUUUAUGACUUCGAGCCCUGCAUUGAGCUCGCUGUUGUCAGCACAGAGUCCUCUUGGGAUCCUCUCUCCGCCUCUCUCUCUGUCCCUCCCUUGCCUGCACUCUCUCUCAAAAAUAAACAUUUAAAAAUAAAUAGGGGCGCCUGGGUGGCUCAGUUGGUUGGGUGGCCGACUUCGGUUCAGGUCAUGAUCUCGCGGUCCGUGAGUCCGAGCCCCGCAUUGGGCUCUGUGCUGACAGCUCAGAGCCUGGAGCCGGCUUUGGGUUCUGUGUCUCCCUCUCUCUCUGACCCUCCCCCUGUUCAUGCUCUGUCUCAAAAAAAUAAAUAAACAUUAAAAAAAAUUUAAAAAAAUAAAUAAAUACUGCUCGGUAAUAAGGAAAUGAAGCAACUGUCUGGUGGCAUAGUGCCAUUAAAUUUUUUUAAGUUUAUUUAUUUAUUCUUGAGAGAGAAAGAGAGAGAGAGAGAAAAUCCUAAGCAGGCUUGAUGCUAUCAGUUCCGACUCUGAGGCAGGGGCUUGAUGUCUCAAACUGUGAGAUCAUUACCUGGGCUGAAAUCAAGAGUUGGCUGCUCAACCGACUGAGCCACCCAGGUGCCCCAACCAUUAAAAAUAUUUUAAAAGACUUUGCAGUAAUAUAGGAAAUUAUUUACACUAUGACAUUAAGUGAAAGAAAGCAGGAUAUUUAUACAACAUCUUUACAUAGCAUGAUCUCAACUAUUUUUAAAAAAUGUAUAGAAAUAUACUAAAAUGUUAACAAUGAUUAUUUCUGGGUGGUGGGACUGUAGCAUAAUAAUUUUCUAGAGCAAAUAGUUCUAUAUUAAUAACCAGAUUAAUUUUUCCAAUUCAAAUGCUUCCUCACUAUUGUGAAAUUACAGAUAGCUCUCUCAUCUCCUGGUGGGAUGUCAGAAGACUGCAAGAGUAUUGUUUUCCCUCAUACUGCUGGUCCACAGUCAGAUAAUUCCGAUUUACCCUGACAGGAGUUCUAAGAGCUCCAUGUCUCUUUGAUCAAGUCCCAAGAAGAUAAAUUUUCAUUUUCUUAAAGGAAAGGCACAGAGUUGUAGCCAUUGGUAAUUACCAUCAUGGAGAGCAAGAGCCAUAACAACCUUCAGGAGAGACCCACACCCUCCAGCAAGGGGAGGGCAUCAGUGGAGGACAACCAGUUGAUCAAAGCGGUUGAAAAAGAAGACAUCAAGCUGGUUCAGCAAUUGCUGGAAGGAGGGGCUGAUGUCAAUUUCCAGGAAAAGGAGUGGGGCUGGUCACCGUUGCAUAAUGCGGUACAAAGUGGCCAGGAGGACAUGCUGCAUCUUCUGUUUCGUUAUGGCGCUAAUCCUUUUCUGAGGAAGAAGAAUGAGGCCACUCCCUUCAUCAUCGCUGGGAUCGGAGGAAAGGUGAAGGUGCUCGAACUUUUACUUUCUAAAGGUGCAGAGGUCAAUGAGUAUGAUGCUAAUGGCUUCACAGCUUUCAUGGAAGCUGCUGUGAAUGGUAAAGUCGAAGCCUUAAGAUUCCUAUAUAAGAGUGGGGCAAAGGUGAAUUUGAGUCGAAGGACAAAGGAGGAUCAAAAGAGGCUUAAAAAAGGAGGGGCCACAGCUCUAAUGGAUGCUGCUGAAAAUGGACAUGUAGAUGCCUUGAAGGUCCUCCUUGAUGAGAUGGGGGCAGAUGUCAAAGCCCGUGACAACAUGGGCAGAAAUGCUUUGAUCUAUGCACUUAGGAACUCUGAUGAUAGAAAGGUGGAGGUCCUCACUCGCCUUCUGCUGGACCAUGGGGCUGAUGUCAAUGUGAGGGGAGAGAAAGGGAAGACACCCCUGAUCCUGGCAGUGGAAAAGAAGCACUUGGGUUUGGUGCAGAUGCUUCUGGAACAAGAGCAUAUAGAGAUUAAUGACACAGACAGUGAGGGCAAUACAGCACUUCUGCUGGCUGUCCAACUCAAACUGGCAGAAAUUGCUCAACUGUUAUGCGAGAAAGGAGCCAGCACAGACUGUGGAGAUCUUGUUAUGAUAGCGAGGCGCAACUAUGACAGUUCCCUUGCAAAGUUUCUUCUCCUUCAUGGAGCCAGAGAAGAUUUUCACUCUCCUGCUGAAGACUGGAAGCCUCAAAGCUCACGUUGGGGGGAGGCCUUGGAACAUCUCCACAGAAUAUACCGCCCUAUGAUUGGCAAACUCAAGAUCUUUAUUGAUGAGGAAUAUAAAAUUGCUGACACUUCUGAAGGGGGCGUCUACCUGGGGUUCUAUGAAGGGCAGGAAGUAGCUGUGAAACGCUUCUAUGAAGGCAGCACACAUGGACAAAAGGAGGUCUCCUGUCUGCAGAGCAGCCGAGCAAACAGUGACUUGGUGACGUUCUAUGGGAGUGAGAGCCACAAGGACUGUCUGUAUGUGUGCCUUGCCCUCUGUGAGCAGACACUGGAGGAGCACUUGGAUAAGCACAGAGGGGAGGCUGUGGGAAAUGAGGAAGAUGAAUUUGCCCGGCAUGUCCUUUUCUCUGUAUUUAAGGCUGUGGAAGAACUACAUCUACUGUGUGGAUACACUCAUCAGGAUCUGCACCCCAGAAACAUCUUAAUAGAUUCCAAGAAUGCUGUUUGCCUGGCAGAUUUCGAUAAAAGCAUCAAGUGGGGUGGAGAGCCGCAGGAAAUCAAGACAGAUCUAGAGGCCCUUGGACUGCUGGUCCUAUAUGUGGUAAAGAAGGGAGAUAUCCCUUUUGAAACCCUGAAGACUAAAAGUAAUGAAGAGGUGAUUCAACUUUCUCCAGAUGAGGAAACUUGUAACCUCAUUCAUCACCUGUUCAACCCUGGAGAAAAUGUGAAGGAGCAUCUGAGUGGCCUGCUGGGUCAUCCCUUCUUUUGGAGCUGGGAGAACCGCUAUAGGACCCUUAGGGAUGUGGGAAAUGAAUCGGACAUUAAAAUGCGAAAAUGUAAUAGCAGGAUUGUCCAACUACUGCAACUUGAAAUGUCUGAAUGUUCCAGAAGUUUUGCCCAGUGGACUUCUAAGAUUGACAACUACGUUAUGCAAGAAAUGAAUAAGUAUUAUGAAAACAAACGCAAACGUUAUAAGAAUACUGUGUGUGAUCUGUUAAAGUUCAUCCGGAAUUUGGGAGAACAUAUUAAUGAAGAGAAAAACAAAGAGAUGAAGUCGAGAAUUGGAGAACCUUUCCAGUAUUUGCAGGAGAAAUUUCCAGAUCUGGUCAUCUAUGUCUACACGAAACUACAGAACACAGAAUACAAAAAGCAUUUUCCCAAAACCCUCAAUCCCAACAAGCCUUAGUGUGAUAGAGGUCAUCCCUGAGUGGUGGCUGAGCUUUUAGACUUCAGGGAGGUACUUACUUAGCUGUGAUCUUGGGCAAGUCACAACUCUCUGUCUGGGUCUCUUAACUAACCUGGUUGUUUGCGGGGAUGUUAGAUAGCGGGUAUAUCAGGCCCUGACACAGUGCCCAGUUUUCCUACAUGUUUACAACAGAAAAAUGUAUAUGCUUAAACUACCUUCCUUGUCUUUUUUAUGGGUAAAGCUUAGUGCUAGGAGCUGGGAGGGCAUCCUGCUAAGAUUCCUCUUGUCAGUUGCACCCCAGGAGUUGAGUGGCUACACCUGUAAUGCUUCUAUGUUUUACCUUGAUUGUCUCAUUUAAUUCUGCCAAUGACCUUGCAAGACAGGGUUUAUUAUCCCCAUUUAAGAACUGGCGGACCUGAGAUUCAGAGAGUUUGAAUUACUUGCCCAAGAUCAUACAACUUGCAUAGAGCACUGUAUAAAUGCAUUUCGUGUUAUUGUUAUCACUUACUUGGGUAUUUAGAACUUAGUCACUAGCCCAGGGAUCUUCUGGAUGGAUCCCCAAAGGAAUAUGCCAAAGGGACUCCAGAAAGCUCAUUCACUCAUUUACUCCACUUAUGCAUUCAUUCAUUCAUUCAAUAUUUGUUGAACACCUAGUAUAAGACCAGACACUAAUUGUAUGAAUUCCAUUCCUUCUAGAACGACCUACAUUGGUUUUCCAUGACCUCAAGGAAGUUCUCAACUGGGGGCAGUUUUGCCCCUCAGGGGCCAUUUAGCAUCAUCUGGGGAUGUUUUUGGUUUUAAAUCUGGGAGAUAGGGAAUAUUAUUGUCAUCAGAUAGAUGGAGGUCAGGGAUGAUGCCAAACAUUCUAUGAUGCACAGUAUAGCUCCCCACAACAGAGAAUUAUCCAGCCUAAAAUAUCAGUGGUACCAAGACUGAGAAACUCUGCCUUAAGGAAUUGGGACACUUUUGAACUGGCUUGGGGACCAGGACCAUGGAUUGUGUAGACCACCUCACAGAGGAGUGACUUGGAUUUAUUUUCUUGCUUUUGGAUUUGUAGUGAAACAAUUCCAGUGUCACCUCCCCAGAAAGCCCCCUGAGCUCCCCCCACCCUCCAUCCCCCAGUCUGAGUGCUCUUUCUGGCCCCCUAGCACCCAUAACCAGAGCAUGCUUCUCUCCACCUUGAGCUUGCUUCUUCCUCACUGGAAUGUAAGCUUUCAAGGACCAGUGAUAUUUAUAAUGUUUAUUUAUUUAUUUUGAGAGAGAGAGUGAGGAUAGGUGAGGGAGGGACAGGGCUCAGCAUGGAGCUCGACGUGGGGCUCGAUCCUACAACCAUGAGAUCAUGAUCAGAGCCGAAAUCAAGUGUUGGACACUUAACUGACUGAGCCACCCAGGCACCCCAAUAUAUAUUUUUUGAUUUGUAUCAUUAGUGCCUAGCAAAAUGUCUGCCAUAUGGUAACAUUCAAUAAAUAGUCACUGAAAAAUGAAUGAACCAUCUUUAUAAAUGAAUAAUAAUGUUACCUUACAUUUUAAUCGUGCUUUAUAAUUUAUAAAUUACACCCACAUAUUUUCUCUUUUAGUUUUCAAAAUUAUCCUGUAAGGUAGGUGUUGUUAUCUUCAUUUUGCAGAUGAGGAUAGAGACAUAUUGAUUUACUCUAAUACAUAGCUAGAAAGUAUCACUGUCUUGAUUUGAACAUAUUUUCUGGCAUUAAGUCUGAUGUAUUUUCCACUUAUCCUCGUUCUGGUGGUCAAGGUGGAGACUUGUAAUGGGAGGAACUGGGGAUAAAACAGUAUCUUAGGUUCUUUCUGAAGAGAUGAUGACAGUAAAUGAAGUUAAGAAGAGUUGGAAGUCAAACUAAACAUAAUUGACACUGAUGUCCUCCACUCUCACCUAUGAUUGCAUGGAUCAUCCUCUCCUUGCUUAAAAAAAAGGUACUGGAAGAAAGAAACUUAAGGCUGUUCUGUAAGGUUUUAGGAGAAGCAGGAUUGCCUUAGAUUUUAAAAUUAAGGUUUGUUUUUCUGAUUUGUAGUAAGUACCUGGUUAUGUCAAUCAAAAUGCCCAUUUGUAAAGCAUAGUCAAUAAAACUUGGAGUCAUCUUA
Messenger RNA from Panthera uncia (snow leopard), 5746 nucleotides. RefSeq names its product ribonuclease L (gene RNASEL). The record is from RefSeq and is a predicted model, not a curated record. NCBI's taxonomy places the organism in Eukaryota, Metazoa, Chordata, Mammalia, Carnivora, Felidae. Bases 1475 to 3649 code for a protein of 724 amino acids. Gene Ontology annotation, biological process: protein phosphorylation; mRNA processing; defense response to virus. The transcript has 6 exons. Gene Ontology annotation, molecular function: protein kinase activity; RNA nuclease activity; protein binding.